Molecule: messenger RNA, 942 nt
Organism: Fusarium redolens
Lineage: Eukaryota; Fungi; Ascomycota; Sordariomycetes; Hypocreales; Nectriaceae
Exons: 4
Coding region: 1-942 (313 amino acids)
Biological process (GO): monoatomic ion transport
Cellular component (GO): endoplasmic reticulum; plasma membrane
Molecular function (GO): monoatomic ion channel activity
Source: RefSeq, a predicted model, not a curated record
AUGUCUCUCCUAUCUGAAGCUCCCAUGAAUUAUACGCACACGAUCGGUACAAUGCAGAACGUGAUUGAGACGUACAAGACUCUUGGCAACGGGCCCAUCCCUACUGUCGUUCCUGAGCCGACUCACUACCUGAUCAUCGGCCACAAUGGCGUCCGCGCUCUAUGGGUUCUCUUCGUCGCCAUGACCAUCGUAUCGGCCAUCUUCGCCAUUCUGUCGUGGAACGUCGCCGUCCAGCGUCGCAUCUUCUACUUUCUCACGACUCUGACCACCAUCAUCUCGGCCCUCGCCUACUUUGCCAUGGCAUCCGGCCAGGCAUCUACCUACAACUGUGUCAGCGUCCGAGACCACCACAAGCACGUCCCCGACACCCACCACGACGUCUGCCGUCAAGUUUUCUGGGCUCGCUACGUCGACUGGGCCAUCACCACACCUAUCCUGGUUCUCGAGCUCAGCUUGCUGGCUGGCAUUGACGGUGCUCACACCAUCUUUGGCAUUGUCGCCAACGUCAUUUUCGUCCUUGCUGGUCUCUUCUCCGCCAUAGGCCAUGCCAACACGGCUCAGAAGUGGGGUUGGUACGCCAUCAGCAUCAUCGCCUACAUCUUCACCAUCUGGCACGUCGCUGUUCCCGGCUCCCGAACCUCUCGAGCUCGCGGCACAAAGGUUGCCCGCCUCUUUGGCUCCCUGUCCGUGGCUGCUCUCAUCCUGUGGAUCGUCUACAUUGCCGUCUGGGGUGCUGCCGGUGGUGCCUGGAAGGUUAAGGUCGGCACUGAGGUCAUCAUCUACGCCGUCCUUGAUGUCCUUACCAAGGCUGUUCUUGGUUUCUGGUUGAUCACUGCUACCCGCAAGAACCGCGAAACUACUCCCGAGGUCGGCGGCUACUGGGCCAACGGCGCCGGUGCCGAGGGAACCAUCCGUGUCGGCGACGACGACGAGGGCGCUUAA